Trichomonas vaginalis G3 is the source of this 1920-nucleotide messenger RNA. RefSeq names its product ER to Golgi vesicle-mediated transport. Bases 1 to 1920 code for a protein of 639 amino acids. The record is from RefSeq and is a predicted model, not a curated record. The transcript has a single exon. Gene Ontology annotation, molecular function: zinc ion binding; SNARE binding. Lineage: Eukaryota; Parabasalia; Trichomonadida; Trichomonadidae. Gene Ontology annotation, biological process: endoplasmic reticulum to Golgi vesicle-mediated transport; COPII-coated vesicle cargo loading; intracellular protein transport. Gene Ontology annotation, cellular component: endoplasmic reticulum exit site; COPII vesicle coat.
AUGAAUUUUUGGAGAACUGUUUUAGGACCUUCUAAAGUUCCAAGUACAGGAGUACAGAAGGAAACAAAGAUAGAAUAUCCAAAAGUGAAUGUUGAUAAGUAUAUUACGUCAACAAUCAAAUAUCUUCCUGUUUAUAAGAAAGAUAAAGACAUUAUUAAAGUUCCUUUUACAAUUGCUGUUACUCCAGUUAUUUCAGAACCAGAGAAAAUACCAAAAAUGGAAUACAGAUACGAUGAAGCUCCGAGAUGUCACAAUUGCGGAACAAUUUGCAAUCCAAAAUCUAUUUUAUUCGAAGGAGACCAGAAAUUCUUGUGUAACAUAUGCAAAUCAAACAAUGAUUUGGGUCCAAACAUGAAAGAAAAAGUAAAAUCAAAUCAAUUUCACGUUAAUAUGGUUGAAUAUCCAUUUAAGGAUACAACAUUAGCAAAUUCGCCAUUAAGAAACGUUUUCAUCAUCGAGAAAUCAGAAUCUACGAUAAAAACAGGACUUUUCCGCAAAACAUUAGAUAAAUUAACCAAACACGUCAAAACAUUAAAAUCCGGCUACUUCUCAUUAUUUAUUUUGACCAAUACUCUUACAAUUCCUCAAAUCAACGAAAACAGACAAGAAUUUUCGAAUUUAAUUUUUGAAGAUUUUAUUGAUCUUAAAUUACCAUCAAUAGACAGUGUAUUCUUUGAUAUUUCGAAAGAGAAAGAUCUUCUCAUACAAUACAUCAAUUCUACUGAUGAUUUACAGCCAAAUCAGACACAAUCAAACAUUUUUGAGAUAAUUGAUUCAAUUUCACCAUCUUAUGCAGGCAAGAACGUGAUGUUUACCAUGGUUACGUCAACAGUAACAAUAGGAAAGAUGUCUGAAGCUAAAGAAUUAGGACAUAAAUUACUUUCUUUGUUAUCUCACUUUGACUUGUUCGUAAUGGCCCAAAAAGACGUAGAUUAUUCACCAUUGAGUGAAUUAUCGAUGUUAAACAACAGCCAUUUGACAAUUUUCGGAGAAGAUCAAAUUGAAUUUUUAUCUGAUGAUAUUCUUUACAGAAUUUUCUGUCAGAAGUGUCCGGCAGCUCUUAUUACAUGCAAACAUCCAAGUUUCGUGUCAAUAAAGGAAAUAAAAGGCUGCGGAAUUUCGAGAAAUGAAAAUUCUUUCAUUACAACGGUUUGUCAACCAAAUGACACUUUUUUCUUUUUCUUCGAAUACACAACAGAUCAUAUUGAGUUUACCAGUCCAUCCAUGAUCUUUGAAACUCGUCUAACGCAUGAAGAUGGUUCUACAACGCUAACUGUUUAUAGUUUAUCUUUUUCUGUUGUUAACAAUCACAUGAGUGUUAUGCAAAACGCAAAUGUUGAUUUAAUUUUGCAGUCAUAUAUUAUGCAUGCGAUAGAUGAUGGCAGAAACAAAGGAGAUGAACAAAUGAUGCUGCAAACAUUAGAUAAACUAAAGGAAGAGUAUUUGGAUGAAACUUUUGUUCAGUUGAUGUUGACUGCAACAGGAGAUAAUAUGAUGAAAUACGCAAGAAUUUGUUUUGGAACUGCUGCAAAAAUAUUGAAUUAUGAAACUGCAUGUGAAGUUUAUACAAAAACUCCUCAAGAAUUUGGAUACUUUUUCGUUCCAAAAUAUUUGUUUUUGACUGAUGAAACAAAAGAAGUUCCUCCUUUGAAAUAUCUGAAUGGAUUCAACAAAUUUGAUCAUGGAGCUUUGUUUGUGAAAAGAGAUAGCCGUCAUUCUGUGAUUUUGCUUGCACAAAAUGAAGAAAUUAAAGAAUGGAUUGAAAAUUUGAAUGAAUUACCAUUAAAAGUUAUAAUGAGAAAGAUUUUGACAACCCCGUCUCUGGAAAUGAUUCAUCCAAGAGAGAACCAAACAAACAGAACAUUUAUAUUACUAUCUAAGUGUAUCACUGCUCCUCUUCCUGAAAUUAAAAAGGAUUAA